CCAAUUCUCACACGCCGUCAUUCAGUUAGUGACUUACAUUCAACCAAGAUCAACACACAUCCGACUGUUGAGCAGGGAUGAAGAAACUAGUACCGAUAGUGGCACUCGUGCUUUUUACCGGCCGAUUCGUGGAUUCGCAGGAAUGCAUUGGAAAAUGUGUAAAGAAGGAUGAGUGCCGAUUAGCUGGCAGUUCAGACGUCUUUGUAGUCCCUAUGCUACCAGUAACUCAAGCAGGCACACUUGAUGGCGAUUUUAUCGACCUCAGACUCGACGAAGGUUGCGAUAGGUUGGAAACAUGCUGCACAGAACAGGACGUUAUUCCCAGUGCGAUCAAAGAGCAAUAUUCGUUUGACAAAUGUGGUGAAAGAAAUCAGAACGGUAUUGGUUACAGAUUAACCGGACACAAAGUAGGGGUUGCGGAAUACGGUGAAUUUCCAUGGACGUUGAUGGUGUUGAAAACUCAAAUGGUAGUGGACAUAGACAAGGAAGUAUACCUCUGUGGAGCAUCAUUGAUCGCUCCGAACCUCGCGCUGACGGCUGCUCAUUGUGUGGUGAAUUUUAAAAACGAAAAAUAUUUGGUUCGGGCAGGAGAAUGGGAUACAAAUACCGAUAGAGAAUUGUAUGCUACGCAGACACGUGAAACAUCUGAAAUAAUCAUCCACGAAAAUUAUAACAAGCAUCACCACAACAACAUUGCUCUGCUUAGGUUUGACAAGCCGUUCACUGCGAAUAAAAAUGUGCAAACCAUUUGUCUACCACCGGCCGGUACAAACUUCGAUGGCCAGGAAUGCUUCACCGGCGCAUGGGGUAAAGACAAAUUUAAGCAAGGUAAACUGCAGAAUAUUCUUCGCCGGGUAGAAGUACCGGUUGUUCCCCACGGGCCCUGUCAAAGCGCAUUUCAGUCCACACGGCUGGGAUCGGGAUUCAAACUGCAUGAUAGCUAUACCUGCGCAGGAGGAGAAGAAAAUGUGGACGUUUGUACGGGAGACGGAGGUGCUCCACUAGCUUGCGCGAUUCCUGAAGACAGUGGCCGAUACUACCAAGUAGGGAUUGUAGCCUGGGGUAUCGGGUGCGGCCAAAAAGGGAUCCCAGGAGCUUACACAGAUGUCGUUAAAUUUGUUCCGUGGAUUCGGAAUAAGAUGACUGCUUUGGGUAUUGAUGCGAAAACGUCAACUUUCCCAUGAGGCACAAUCUCAUAAAUUGAUAGGUGUAAAGAUAAAGUAUUUAUUGAAAAA
Molecule: messenger RNA, 1235 nt
Organism: Wyeomyia smithii (pitcher-plant mosquito)
Lineage: Eukaryota; Metazoa; Arthropoda; Insecta; Diptera; Culicidae
Product: phenoloxidase-activating factor 2-like
Exons: 5
Coding region: 78-1184 (368 amino acids)
Biological process (GO): proteolysis
Molecular function (GO): serine-type endopeptidase activity
Source: RefSeq, a predicted model, not a curated record